AUACUUUCAUAAAUUUCGACCGUAUCGUAGCAGCAACCAACAACAUUUAAAUAGAAAGCCUAAACAGCAAUCGUAGAUUUAUUAUAAUCUCAGUGAAAGUGUUACAAAGCAGUUUGAUUAUGAUGUUUUUCUAGCAAUUCAACUGAAAAUGAGUGUAGAUUCUUCCUGCAUUAUUAUGCCCGAAUAUUGCCGAUGUUGUUUUGUUGAAGACAACGAUAUGAUUUAUGUGUUUGAUGUUCUGGAUGAAUUCGACAGCAAAAUCUCCAAUUUAAUUAACGAAUGUGGUGGAAUUGCGAUAACAAAUGAUGAUACCUAUUCUAAGAACAUAUGUGGCGAUUGCCUCAACAAUUUGGCCAACGCUGCCCGUUUCCGACACCAAUGCCAAAGAACGCAAAAGAUGUUUCGAGACGCAGAGCAUAAAACAAAUAUGCUGCUGAAUACAGUACAAGAAAAUCCACAAACUUUUGCACAAGUUGAACAAGUAGUACUGCAAGAAAUAGAUGAGCAAAAUAUAGAAAAUGAAGCAGUAAUACAAUAUAUCAUAGAAGAAACCUCAAAUGACACCGAACUUCAGGAUUUCGACUAUGAUAAUUUAAUCAGCAGCCAGAACAGUGAGCUCGAGGAAGUGGAAAUCGAACAACUGUUUAAAGAAUCUGAUGGUUUGACCGACUUCACUUCACAACCAGACAGCUUUGAAACCAAACCUUCAGUUCAUGCGGAUACGAUGAAGCUAAAUUUUAUAUGCCCGCAAUGUGGAGCAGCUUUUGCACUGCAGAAAAACUAUGUCAGGCAUGUUACCAAUCAUGAGAAGUUAAUUUGUGAUGUUUGCCUAGAAGUAUCCGAAAGAGAAGAAGAUCAUGAACUGCACAAACUGGUACACCUGCCAUAUAAGACUGCUGAAAUGCAUUCAACUGGGAAGCUGACAGGAAAUAACACAGAAGAACGCGGCGUUUUCAAGGGACGGCAUACCUGCUCAUACUGUCAGCGAUCAUUUGCGUCUAAUUCAGCCCUUACCUCGCACGUUCGUGUGCAUACCCAGGAACGACCGUAUCCCUGCAGCUACUGUAGCAAACGAUUCCGCACAGUUGGUGGCCACGAAUUGCACGAAAGACGCCACCGCGGUAUUAAACCUUACUGUUGUGACGUCUGUGGCAGAGGAUUUGCUGAAAGUAGCAAUUUAAAGGUUCACCGUCGCACUCACACCAAGGAGAAGCCUCAUGUAUGUACCAUUUGCAAUCGUGCUUUCGCAAGAGUAUUUCUACUCCAAACUCAUCAACGUAUUCAUACAGAGGAGCGUCCAUUUUCUUGCCCAGAAUGCGGUAAAUCGUUUCGACAGCAAGGGGAUCUGAGCGCUCAUCGACGUAUACAUAGCGGCGAUCGACCGUUCAGGUGCGAUAUCUGUAGCAAAGGAUUUAUCAAAAGCAGUGGUUAUACCCAACAUAUGAGAAAGCAUAGCAAGCAAAUGCAUAAAUUUACUUCAGAUACUGGUUGGGAAAACGUUGAAGAUUUAAUCGAGUACGAAUAUGGAAUUGAAGUAGAAUCAGGAGACCGAAGUAAUACUGAAGUUGUUGUUGAUGGUUAAAAUAAUUAAAAUAAAAUGUAUUAUUUCGGUACGUUCUAGUCAAUGAUAAACAUUAUUUAACUGUUGUUAUAGCAAGAAUGUGCAUAUUACUGCGCGAAUAAAAAUCAAAGAGUAUAC
Molecule: messenger RNA, 1699 nt
Organism: Sabethes cyaneus
Lineage: Eukaryota; Metazoa; Arthropoda; Insecta; Diptera; Culicidae
Product: zinc finger and SCAN domain-containing protein 2-like
Exons: 6
Coding region: 149-1582 (477 amino acids)
Biological process (GO): regulation of transcription by RNA polymerase II
Cellular component (GO): nucleus
Molecular function (GO): RNA polymerase II cis-regulatory region sequence-specific DNA binding; DNA-binding transcription factor activity; zinc ion binding
Source: RefSeq, a predicted model, not a curated record